Molecule: messenger RNA, 777 nt
Organism: Tupaia belangeri chinensis (Chinese tree shrew)
Lineage: Eukaryota; Metazoa; Chordata; Mammalia; Scandentia; Tupaiidae
Gene: CHST13
Product: carbohydrate sulfotransferase 13
Biological process (GO): carbohydrate biosynthetic process; proteoglycan biosynthetic process
Cellular component (GO): membrane
Molecular function (GO): sulfotransferase activity
Source: RefSeq, a predicted model, not a curated record
AUGGGAGCCCUCCCACCGCCCAGCAGGGCGUUUCAGUGGGGCUUUGGAGAGUGCAUAGGAGCCUACCAGACGGGAAGUGACGAGAGGCUGCUGCAGGCAGGGUGCACGCGGGGGAGCCACUCCGCAUGCCUCACGUGGAGGUGUGCGGCCGUCGGCCUCGAAGGCCGUCUGACACUGGGCAGCACGGGCAAUCAGGAGAAGAGAAGCCCGCUCCCGGCAGAACUGACCUCGGGGCAGUCGGCCACGCACUCCCACGAUCCCAGCACCACGGGUGCCUGCCCAGCAGCAGUGCCGUGGGCUCCAGCUGGCUCGGCGGGGAGAGCAGGGCGCCCCUGCAGAGAUUGUACGACCUGGACCAGGACCCCCGCUCGCCCCUGGUGCAGGAGCACCGCCAGCGGCGUGGCCCGCUGCGCCGGGUCUGCACUCUACACGCGGCGACAGCGGCUGCUGCAGCCCGAGGACCUGCAGCACGUGCUGGUGGACGACGUGCACGGCCUGCUCUACUGCUACGUGCCCAAGGUGGCCUCGCUUCCCUGCGGCGCCGUCGCGGCCCAGGGCGGCCUCCGCGCGCGAGCAGGCGGCGCGCCUCUUCCAGGACAUCAGCCCCUUCUACCAGCGGCGCCUCUUCGACCUCUACAAGCUGGACUUCCUGCUGUUCAACUACUCGGCGCCCGCGGCCCUGCGGCUGCGCUAGGAGGCCUGGGACCAGGCCGCCCAGGGGCUCUCCCACAAGCCCCCCCAGGCCAGAGCUGCCCCCACGGCCCCUCUCAGAGCCGC